CGGACGGGACCGGCGGGCUGUCCGGCGGACUCGGUCUCGGUGACUGCGCCGUCCGGGCCCGUCCUGCCUGGCCGCAGGUGCCCCUGGAUGAGGCCGCCCCGCGCGCCGCGACCGGUCUUAUAAUCAAUGGAUAAAGUGGGGAAAAUGUGGAAUAACUUCAAGUACAGAUGUCAGAAUCUCUUCAGUCACGAGGGCGGAAACCGUAGUGAAAAUGUGGAUAUGAACUCCAACAGAUGUUUGUCUGUCAAAGAGAAAACCAUCAGUUUAGGAGACUCAGCUCCUCAGCAGCAAAGCAGUCCCUUAAGAGAAAACGUUGCCUUACAACUAGGGUUAAGCCCUUCAAAGAAUUCUUCAAGGAGAAACCAAAACUGUGCCGCUGAAAUUCCUCAGAUUGUUGAAAUAAGCAUUGAAAAGGAUAAUGACUCAUGUGUCACCCCAGGAACAAGACUUGCAAGAAGAGAUUCCUACUCUCGACAUGCUCCUUGGGGUGGGAAGAAGAAACAUUCCUGUUCUACAAAGACACAGAGUUCCCUGGAUACGGAUAAAAAGUUUGGUAGAACUCGCAAUGGACUUCAAAGGAGAGAGCGGCGGUACGGCGUCAGCUCCGUGCACGACAUGGACAGCGUGUCCAACAGGACUGUAGGAAGUCGUUCUCUGAGACAGAGGUUGCAGGAUACUGUGGGCUUAUGUUUUCCCGUGAGAACUUACAGCAAGCAGUCAAAGCCCCUAUUUUCUAAUAAAAGAAAAAUACAUCUUUCUGAAUUAAUGCUUGAGAAAUGCCCUUUUCCUGCUGGCUCAGAUUUGGCCCAAAAAUGGCAUUUGAUUAAGCAGCAUACGGCCCCUGUGAGCCCACAUUCAACAUUUUUUGAUACAUUUGACCCAUCCUUGGUUUCUACAGAAGAUGAAGAAGAUCGGCUUCGAGAGAGAAGGCGGCUUAGUAUUGAAGAAGGGGUAGACCCCCCUCCCAACGCACAAAUACAUACAUUCGAAGCCACUGCACAGGUUAACCCGUUAUAUAAACUGGGACCAAAGUUAGCUCCUGGAAUGACUGAAGUAAAUGGGGACAGUUCUGCAAUUCCACAGGCUAAUUGUGACUCAGAAGAGGACACAACCACGCUGUGUUUGCAGUCACGGAGGCAGAAGCAACGUCAGGUAUCUGGAGACAGCCAUGCCCACGUUAGCAGACAGGGAGCCUGGAAAGUCCACACGCAGAUCGAUUACAUACACUGCCUCGUGCCAGACUUGCUCCAGAUCACAGGUAAUCCCUGUUACUGGGGAGUGAUGGACCGCUACGAAGCAGAAGCCCUUCUGGAAGGGAAACCUGAAGGGACAUUUUUGCUCAGGGACUCUGCACAAGAGGACUACCUCUUCUCUGUGAGCUUCCGUCGCUACAACAGGUCCCUGCAUGCCCGAAUUGAACAGUGGAAUCACAACUUUAGUUUCGAUGCCCAUGACCCAUGUGUGUUUCACUCCUCCACUGUAACAGGACUUUUGGAACAUUACAAAGACCCCAGCUCUUGCAUGUUUUUUGAACCAUUGCUUACAAUAUCACUCAACAGGACUUUCCCUUUUAGCCUGCAGUACAUCUGCCGUGCAGUCAUCUGCAGAUGCACGACGUAUGAUGGAAUUGAUGGGCUCCCUUUACCAUCGAUGUUACAGGAUUUUUUAAAAGAGUAUCAUUAUAAACAGAAAGUUAGAGUUCGCUGGCUAGAACGAGAACCAGUCAAAGCAAAGUAAACCCUCCUGUCCCCAAAGGGCAUUAACUAGAUCUGCUUUUAUGUGCAUCUGGCAGUAUACCUAUAGCAAGCACACAUAUCAGUGUUAGGUUUUUCCAGUACAGUAUGUAAGCUUAGUGUUAGUAUCUGUCAGGCGCAAUCUGCUGUUACUUUUACUCAGUAAAUGUGGUGCCUAUUGAGACAAUAGGGGAUAGAGCUACAGGUAUUCAGUAAGGCUGCAAAAACACUCUGCCGAUUUAGCUGACAGUUUGGUUUUUAAUGGCUGUAGUAAUAACUGAGUGAAGCAAC
This is a messenger RNA of Budorcas taxicolor (takin), 2024 nucleotides long. It is a transcript of the gene SOCS5, whose product is annotated as suppressor of cytokine signaling 5. The coding region runs from base 127 to 1737 and encodes 536 amino acids. The record is from RefSeq and is a predicted model, not a curated record. Gene Ontology annotation, biological process: intracellular signal transduction; epidermal growth factor receptor signaling pathway; positive regulation of proteasomal ubiquitin-dependent protein catabolic process. Gene Ontology annotation, molecular function: 1-phosphatidylinositol-3-kinase regulator activity. Gene Ontology annotation, cellular component: phosphatidylinositol 3-kinase complex. Lineage: Eukaryota; Metazoa; Chordata; Mammalia; Artiodactyla; Bovidae. The transcript is spliced from 2 exons.